Messenger RNA from Uranotaenia lowii, 294 nucleotides. RefSeq lists its product as uncharacterized. The annotation marks the transcript as partial. The transcript has 3 exons. NCBI's taxonomy places the organism in Eukaryota, Metazoa, Arthropoda, Insecta, Diptera, Culicidae. The record is from RefSeq and is a predicted model, not a curated record.
AAAGUCAAAAGUCAAAAGUCAAAAGUCAAAAGUCAAAAGUCAAAAGUCAAAAGUCAAAAGUCAAAAGUCAAAAGUCAAAAGUCAAAAGUCAAAAGUCAAAAGUCAAAAGUCAAAAGUCAAAAGUCAAAAGUCAAAAGUCAAAAGUCAAAAGUCAAAAGUCAAAAGUCAAAAGUCAAAAGUCAAUCAAAAGUCAAAAGUCAAAAGUCAAAAGUCAAAAGUCAAAAGUCAAAAAGACCGUUUCUGCUUGUUCCAGCAGUUCUUAAAAGCCUCGCAGGAAGAGAUAUCAUGUGGUGA